UGUAGGUUAUCUUGUAGUUAAUACAUUAUAUUAGUUUGUGGAGAUUUUGUCUUUUGGUCACAAUUAAAAUGGGGCUUGACCAGCUGAAUAUCAUGUUUAAACAAAAUACAUUUUUUCUUGUUUUCAUUUAUUUAUUUAUUUUUUUGUAUAGGAUAUAAAAUUCCCUCAAAGACGUUGCUACUUGUGUUGAAAGAUGGUGAUAAGCUCUCAAAGAGUGAUGAGGGGAAAACAACCACAGAACAGAAAGACGAUCUUGAAAAUUACCUCCAUAGUAUCAUAAGCCCACAGUACAGUGUGAGCUGCAGUCAGCAACCUUUACAUGGGACACCCGAGUUACAUCACUCCGGAGAGGACAUGCAGCAAUGUACUCCAUCUUUCAGGGACCUUGUCGAGCUACAGGUAACAGCCAUACCAAAGCUUCACUCAGCACGUAGCAGCAGGAGCUUUGACUGUGAAAAAAUACAGAAAGCUUACACAGAAAAGGAACUAUAUAAAUGUGCUGUUGCAGUAAGGGAUUCACACGUCUUGGUCGUCUUAGAAAUCACUAUGCCAUUCACACUGAAGAGAAACCAUAUAAAUGUACCGAAUGCAGUAAUUGUUAUGUGCAAAAGAGUGAGCUAGAAAAACAUCAAAUGUUUCACACCGGGGAAAGACCGUACAAAUGUACUGAGUGCAUUAAGUGUUAUCUACACAAGAGUGACCUGCGAAAACAUCAAAUGGUUCACACCGGGGAAAGGCCAUAUAAAUGUACAGUGUGUGCUAAGUGUUAUACACGCAGCAAUCAUUUGAGACGCCACCUGACAAUUCACACAGGUGAGAAACCAUAUAAAUGUACCGGGUGCAGUAAGUGUUUUAGAAAAAAAGAUCGUCUGCUAUCCCAUCAGGCCACUCACACUGGUAUCAAGCCAUAUAAAUGUGCUGAAUGUAGUCAGUGUUUUGCACAAAGGUGGUGUCUAAAAAAACAUGAAAGGAUACACACAGGACAGAAACCGUAUAAAUGUGAUGAAUGCAACAAGUGUUUUACAGAAGAAAGAAGCCUACAAUUCCAUCAGGCCAUUCAUUUAGGAAAGAAGCCAUAUAAAUGUGAUGAGUGCAGUAAGUGUUAUCUGCAAAAGAGUGAGCUACGAAAGCAUCAUAUGAUUCACACUGGGAAAGACCCUAUAAAUGCACUGAGUGCAGUAAGUGUUUUACACGCAGCAAUCAUUUAAAGUACCAUCUGACCACGCACACAGGUGAAAAACCAUAUAAAUGUACUGAGUGCAGUAAGUGUUUUAAAAGCAGAGAUCAAAUGAUG
This is a messenger RNA of Protopterus annectens (West African lungfish), 1294 nucleotides long. Its product is annotated as gastrula zinc finger protein XlCGF71.1-like. The transcript is spliced from 2 exons. NCBI's taxonomy places the organism in Eukaryota, Metazoa, Chordata, Ceratodontiformes, Protopteridae. The record is from RefSeq and is a predicted model, not a curated record. Gene Ontology annotation, biological process: regulation of DNA-templated transcription. Gene Ontology annotation, molecular function: DNA-binding transcription factor activity, RNA polymerase II-specific; RNA polymerase II cis-regulatory region sequence-specific DNA binding. The coding region runs from base 495 to 1208 and encodes 237 amino acids.